AUGGUACCACCAGAGUGGACACGUAUCUUCCAGAAUGAAGCAAAAGAUCUCGAGCAAGGAGACGUCUGGUGUCUGGAGUUUGAUUACUUUAUUAGGCCGGAGAACCCGGAGCAGGGAUGGAAGGAAUACAUCAGGAGCACAAGUGCAUGGUUUACAUGCGCCCAGUGUGGAAGGUGUUGGCCUUCCAACCGGGUGAUGGUGUUCUUCCACAUGCGCCUGAUGGACAGACAGGGUAUUGUCAAGGUGAGGCCGUUCCGUCAAAACUGCAAGAAAUGCAACAAUGCCCCGAUGGAGGAGCCCAGCAUCGCCUCCAAUAACAUUAGCAUCCUCCUGAAGAACCUGGUGAAGAAGAUAAGAAUAAAGUGCUACAAUGAAAGGCCGGAAAACGACAACAGAUAUUUUGUGCGCUAUGACGUCAGAAGUCACCAUGAGCCAGACCAUUGCGAAGCCUGUAUUGAAGGUGUUUGUACAAGAGAGUUUCCUCAAUCCAGCGAUCCAAUGAAAUCCCUCUAACCAAAAGCAUCAGUCCAAAAAAAAAGUAUCAGUUUUAUGAUCGGUAUUAAAGUCUUAGCCUAUUAUUAAAAUCAUGAACUGCAUGAAAGCUUUCCCUGUUUCAUAGUUUUGCUCCUUCAUAUGUAUAUCAUAAACAUGUUAAUGUUGUAAUUUUUUGACAAAUUAAUAUGUAUACUUAAAAGCAUUUUUAAAAGCCCACUUGCAAGCAUAAUUGUAAUGUAUAUAAGAUUUUUUAAAGAAACUAAAUGUAAUGUGUUGUAUGUGUCAAUUAAUAGAAUGUAUCUCCAAGGGGGAAAUUAUUUGAAGUGGGAUAUAACAUACAGUAAACAUAAAAAACUAGUUAAAAUGACAGAUCACAAACAUAUCAAAGACCUAGUCUAAACAUGGUAAAUAUGCAUGCCAGAAACACAUCACAUAAAGGAACCACAGUACUUGGAGCAAUCAUAUGACAAUAUACAGACAAAAGCAAUACAGAACACUGCAGAAAAAGAACAUAGUACUGUCAGUUGUUUAUUAACUAUUAAAGAUACAUUUCUGUAUAAUUACCUGUCCACAGUGCU
Messenger RNA from Scomber scombrus (Atlantic mackerel), 1073 nucleotides. RefSeq names its product receptor-transporting protein 3-like. The record is from RefSeq and is a predicted model, not a curated record. The coding region runs from base 1 to 513 and encodes 170 amino acids. Gene Ontology annotation, biological process: protein insertion into membrane; protein targeting to membrane. The transcript has 2 exons. Gene Ontology annotation, molecular function: olfactory receptor binding. Lineage: Eukaryota; Metazoa; Chordata; Actinopteri; Scombriformes; Scombridae.